This is a messenger RNA of Triticum aestivum (bread wheat), 740 nucleotides long. Its product is annotated as protein NUCLEAR FUSION DEFECTIVE 6, mitochondrial. The coding region runs from base 107 to 382 and encodes 91 amino acids. The transcript is spliced from 4 exons. The record is from RefSeq and is a predicted model, not a curated record. Gene Ontology annotation, cellular component: mitochondrion. NCBI's taxonomy places the organism in Eukaryota, Viridiplantae, Streptophyta, Magnoliopsida, Poales, Poaceae.
GAAAGGCCCACCCACAUUGGUUCCGUCUGUUUGUGUGACUCGAGCGCUAGCUAGCCGGAAACCAUCUCUCCCCUCCUCCUCCUCCCGUCUCACCAAGUCAGCCACGAUGGCCGCCGCCGCCGCCAGGUCGAUGCUCCGCUCGUCCGCUUCUCUCCUCCGCGCUGCUCCGGCGAGGGCCUCUUCCUCUGCGGCGCGGCCGUCCCUUCGCCGCGCGCUGGGCGCGCCCCCUCGCCUCCUCAGGUCGCCCGUCGAGGCGAGCUUCUGCGUGGAGUCGCUGCUGCCACUGCACAGCGCCACCGCAGCGGCGCGGAUGACAUCUAUGCUGGCCGUGCCUGGCCGAGGCCUCGGGUGGCUCACGGAAGGGAAAGACGAAACUAGAUGAAGACCAACUUGGGAAAGCUGAAAUUGAUGGGGUAUGAUGCUGACCUGCCAACGGAGCCAGGAGAUUACUAGUCUUUCAGGAUGAGUUGACAAAGAAAGGAAGCAUGCUUUUCUUUUUCUGUAUGUGUACUACGAUGAAAUUUUUAAUAAAUGAUGUUUGAUAUUGCUUAAACUUCAUUCUCCCACCUUCAUCUUCAUUAACCAGAAUCAUUAUGGUUAUGUGAUGAGAACCGUGCUAGGGGUGUAGAAGUUUGAAUCGCUGGCAAAAUGAAUACUAUGCUUGACCUUUUGUAUCUGUUUGUUUGGUUUGUCAGCAUGAUCUGGUGAUUAAAAGCCUGUUCCCUUUCUUUUACUGGCAA